CCUGGCCUGGCAUAGGCCUGCACACUCUCAGUAGACACUCUGUCUCUCUCUCUCUCUCUCUCACACGUUCUCCAACCCAAGGACGCCAGACAGAGGGACGUGGUCACUCUCUGAAAGGUUCAGCUGGAGAGAAACAAAAUGCAGUGGGCCUCCCUCCUGCUGCUGGCCGGGCUCUGCUCCCUCUCCUGGGCCCAGUACGACGAAGAUCCCCACUGGUGGUUCCACUACCUCCGCAGCCAGCAGUCCACCUACUACGAUCCCUAUGACCCCUAUCCGUAUGAGCCCUACGAGCCCUACCCCUAUGGGGUGGAGGAGGGCCCAGCCUAUGCCUAUGGCUCUCCGCCCCCUCCAGAGCCCCGUGACUGCCCUCAGGAGUGCGACUGCCCACCCAACUUCCCCACAGCCAUGUACUGUGACAACCGCAACCUCAAGUAUCUGCCCUUUGUCCCUUCCCGCAUGAAGUACGUCUACUUCCAGAACAACCAGAUCUCGUCCAUCCAGGAAGGCGUCUUCGACAAUGCCACCGGGCUGCUCUGGAUUGCUCUCCAUGGCAACCAGAUCACCAGUGAUAAGGUGGGCAGGAAGAUCUUCUCCAAGCUGAAGCACCUGGAGAGGCUAUACCUGGACCACAACAACCUGACCCGGAUGCCCGGCCCGCUGCCUCGAUCCCUGAGGGAGCUCCAUCUCGACCACAACCAGAUAUCGAGUCCCAACAAUGCUCUGGAGGGGCUGGAGAACCUCACAGCCUUGUACCUCCAGCACAACGAGAUCCAGGAAGUGGGCAGUGCGAUGAGGGGCCUCCGGUCACUGAUCUUGCUGGACCUGAGUUACAACCACCUGCGGAAGGUGCCUGAUGGACUGCCCAUCGCCCUCGAGCAGCUGUACCUGGAGCACAACAAUGUCUACUCCGUCCCCGACAGCUACUUCCGGGGGUCACCCAAGCUGCUAUACGUGCGGCUGUCCCACAACAGUCUCACCAACAAUGGCUUGGCCUCCAACACCUUCAACUCCAGCAGCCUCCUUGAGCUUGACCUCUCCUACAACCAGCUGCAGAAGAUCCCCCCAGUCAACACCAACCUGGAGAAUCUCUACCUCCAAGGCAAUAGGAUCAAUGAGUUCUCCAUCAGCAGCUUCUGCACCGUGGUGGACGUCAUGAACUUCUCCAAGCUGCAGGUGCUUCGCCUGGACGGGAACGAGAUUAAGCGCAGCGCAAUGCCGGUGGACGCGCCCCUCUGCCUGCGCCUCGCCAGCCUCAUCGAAAUCUGAGUGGCCCUUGCACGGGGCACGGGGCCGAAGGCCCCCACGCCCCACUGCAUCUGGCUUGAUGGUUUGGUUUGGCUUUUGCUGGAAGGUCUGGGACAGACCAUGUGACAGAACUCCAUGGGCUCCCUCUGUAGUCUUCUUCCAUGUAGGCAGGGUCAGGUGGGAUCAGGGGACAGGCAGCCUUUUACUGAGGGACAUGGCUGCAGCUCUCUUUCCAGGACAGACGUGGUAGCAGAGGAAGUAAUCCCUGGAAGUCCCAACCCCAGACCCCUCACUACCCCCAGGUUCUUCCCAAUGAUCUGGCGUCAUGAACUUCAACAAGUCGCUUGGGCAACCGCACGACGCACGGAGCGUGCUUUCCCCACAAUCCCUGGCUCUCUCCGUGAGCAGCGCUUGACCGCUCUCCUGCGUGCCAGGCGGGUGGUGCAAUUACUCUGGGCUCCCUCUCAGUGCUCCUCGGAAUAUACCUCUUGCCCAACUGCCUCCUCCUUCACCCUCCUCAUCCACUCAGCCUUGCUGCACACACACCUCUUCUGUGCCUUGGGCAGAGGCAUGAGAGCCCAAGGCGUUUGGGCAUCAGCCCCGUGGCCUGUGCGGAGAAGUCACACUAGUGUCUGGGGGGGAAGGAAACCAAGAGUCACCUCUACACCUCCCUAACCUCACUCCUUGAAAGCCACCAGAUUGGAGGGCACCAGCAUGAUCACAAUAUUCAGGGACUGAUAUGGGAGGAGACAGCCAACCUGAGGCUUUCGUAAAUGGAGGGGUUGUAUUUUAGCAGCUGGGCAGUGCUUUGAAGGUGGAUCAGACUUCUGCCCAGGAAAGGCCAGAUCUUGCUUACAUCAGCAUCCCUCAUAGGGGCAAACGUCCCGAUUCGGCUGAAUUGAGGAAGCAGGCCCCCGAGUUCCACCCUUGCCCAACACUCUCUGUGUUCCCAGCCGCUCCUUACUCGGGUCUUUAUCCUCCAUGGCACGUGGUUCUGAAAGCAUGAGAAAGGUAGUGUGUCCUCUCCCUUUAUCCAAGCAGAAAGGUCGACAUCCUGAUGGGAGAAGCAGACUCCGGCCAGCCCUGGACGUGCCUGGCUAGCCCAAAAGAGGACGCUGUGGUUCAGCUGUGUUAAUUGAUUUGUCCUGAGGCCACAGUGCAUAGUGAAAACUCUGGCUGGAGAUGCUUGUUGGGUCUGCGAAGCCUGUGCCAGGCAGCCAAAUCUGGCCUGUGCCAAGGAUGAAACCCUCUGCUUUCACAUCUCUGAGCUACACCCUCAUUACUGAAGAUGCCUUUUGCUUUAUAGCUUGGCUGGAGAGCAAUUCCUUCUUCCCAUGUCUGAAAGGUAAUGAUGCCUGGGGCCUCACCAUCCCGCCCCUUUGGCACCAUUGGGAUGGAGCCAUCUGGGCAGUCAGGGACAGGGACUGCCUGAGGACAGCUAGCCCUAGCCUGGCCCCUGCUCAGAUGCCAUUACAUCCCUGAUACUGGGUACGCUUUGCUGGGAAGCAGAGGGGAGGAUCCCUGGACUAUGUGCUUGGCUCCAGACUCAAAAAUCCACAAAAGCCAAACCAGCUCAUUUCAACAAAGGAGCUCUGAUGUGGGGGGGCAAGGCUGCCCCUGCCCCAGGCUCUUCAGGAAGCGUCUGCAUGUGAACACCAUCAUGCCUCUAUAAAGGAUCCUUAUUACAGGAAAAGCAUGAGUGGUGGCUAACCUGACCAAUAAAGUUAUUUUAUGAU
Messenger RNA from Zalophus californianus (California sea lion), 2981 nucleotides. It is a transcript of the gene FMOD, whose product is annotated as fibromodulin. Gene Ontology annotation, molecular function: protein binding. The record is from RefSeq and is a predicted model, not a curated record. NCBI's taxonomy places the organism in Eukaryota, Metazoa, Chordata, Mammalia, Carnivora, Otariidae.